Molecule: messenger RNA, 674 nt
Organism: Xenopus tropicalis (tropical clawed frog)
Lineage: Eukaryota; Metazoa; Chordata; Amphibia; Anura; Pipidae
Product: glycine-rich cell wall structural protein-like
Exons: 3
Coding region: 69-527 (152 amino acids)
Source: RefSeq, a predicted model, not a curated record
UCACUAACAUUUAUAGACUCCACAUCAGUUCUCCACUACUCUUAAACCAGAUUAAACAUAGUGCAGACAUGUCUGGAGCCAAGGGUGGAAGUGGCAUCAUCGGUGGUGGGGGUUGUGGUGGCAGCAGUGGCAGCAGUGGCGGAUUGGGUUGUGGUGGCAGUGGAGCAAUAUCUACUCAAUGUGGAAACACUGGCAUAAAUAUACCAGUUCAACCAUGCCAGGGCACUGUCCAGCAAGGAGGCACAGCUAAUCCCUGUCUGCAAAGCCAAGGUGGAGGAAGUUUCAUUAGUGGUGGUGGAUCAAGCUAUGGAGGAGGCUGUGGGGGCCAGAUUGGUGGAUCAAGCUAUGGAGUAGGCUGUGGAGGCCAGACCGGUGGAUCCCAGAUUAGUGGAUCAAGCUGUGGAGGAGGCUGUGGAGGGCAGACUGGUGGAUCAGGUUAUGGAGGAGGCUGUGGAGGCCAGACUGGUGGCUCAGGUUAUGGAGGAGGCUGUGGAGGCCAGACUGGUGGAGGUUCAGCCAAAAAGUGAUCCGGGAAAAAAAAUCCUCUGAUUGCUAACUAAAACAUUGAAAAAUGAAUCAUUUGAAUCCAGUAUCUACAAUAAUUAUUAUUUUACUGUCAAACAUUACCUAACUUUGAUUAAACAAUUAAUUUGAUUAAAUGAAUUCAGAUUAAA